AUGCAACAACAACAAAAUCAAGAGGAGGAAGAUUUUUGUAGGGUGUGUAGAAAUGGUUCAACACCUGAUAAUCCAUUAUCAUAUCCAUGCAAAUGUAGUGGUUCCAUCAAAUACAUUCACCAAAAUUGUUUAUUAGAGUGGAUUCAACAUUCAAAAAGUUCUUCAUGUGAGCUAUGUGGCCAUCCCUUUAGAUUUACUCCAAUUUAUUCACCAAAUGCACCAGAAUUUAUACCAUCCCAUGAAUUAUUUUAUGAAGCAUUAAUUAGGUUUAAGUGGUAUAUUAAAAAGAUAUCAAGAAUAUUAUAUAUUGUAUUCUGUUGGUUAUUUAUUGUACCAACAGUAACAUGUUGGAUUUUUAAUUUCUUUUUUGGUCAAAAAUGGUUGGUACCUUUGGGAAGAGUGGUAAUGGAGAAUAGUGGAUUCGGUAGUAGUCAUCACACAGCAGUCACACUAUUUUAUGACUUUUUCAUUGGCACAACUUUAUUCUUUUGGAUCAUUUUAGCAUCAAUUGCCAGUUAUAUGAUCAUCGAUUUCAUUCAUCAUAAACAUGCUGAAAUUGAAAUUCAAGAUGAAUUCGAAUUUGAUAGUGAUGAUACUUAUUUACAAAAUUUACAACAACCACAACAACAACAACAACAACAACAACAACAACAACAACAACAACAACAACAACAACAACAACAACAACAACAACAACAACAACAACAACAACAACAACAACAACAACAACAACAACAACAACAACAACUACAACAACUACAACAACAACCACCACUACAACAACAAAAUAUAAUACAACAAGCAGAUAAUAAUAACAAUACUACUAAUGAAGAGAAUGUUUAUAAUAAUCAAGAUUUAGGAUUUCAAAUUACUGAUGAUAUGCCAAUUAGGUUACGUCAAAGAUUAAGACAGCACCAACAACAACAACAAAAACAUUUAGAUCAAAUUAGAUUACAAGAAUUACAAGAACAAUUAGCAGAGACCAUCUCAAGAGAUGAUCAAGUUGGUCAAGCUAUGAUACAGGAUCAAAUAACAACAUUACAACUACAAAUCCAAAGAAAUCAACAACCACAACAACAACCACAACAACCACAACAACAACAACAACAACAGCAACAACAACAACCGGUAGCAGCAGGAGGAGAACCAAUUCAAUUACAACCACAACAAAAUCAAAGAGUAUUCUUUAGAAUACCAGGCGUGUUGGAAAUGUUAAGACUUCAAGAUGUACCAGAAGAACAUGAAAAUGAUAUCGAAAAUGAUCCAAACCAAAUCGAUGAUUUAGAACAUUUUAUCGGGUUAUCAGGACCAUUAUUCAAUAUAUUAACUCAUUGUUUCAUUUUAAUUGUUUAUAAUGCAAUAUUUUUAUCAACAUUUUUAUAUUUCCCAUAUUUAAUUGGUCACACAUUUAUUGAAAAAUUACCAUUCCAUGUAAAAGAUAUUUUAAAAUUGGUUGAUGGUUCAAUCUCUCAAUGUGUAGCUGGUGUAGCUGUUGGCUAUACCAUUUUAUCUUUUACUGCUUUAAUUAUAUUGUCAAUUUUAAUAAAGGAAAAGAUAGCAUUCAAAAUAUCAACAUUAACUCAUUCAUUUAUAAAGAUUGGUGUUAUUACAAUAUUCGAAUUGGGUAUAUUACCAAUUGUAGUUGGUUGUUUUAUUGACUUUUGUUCGUUAAGAAUUUUCGGUGGAUCAAUUGAGGCCAGAUUAUCUUUUGCUCUCUCACAAAAAAUGACAUUUUUAUUCUCUCGUUGGAUUUUUGGUAUCUUUUUCAUGGUCAAUUUUACCAAUCUUUGUUCAAUUUUCCAUCAAAUCUUUAGAAAAGGUGUAAUUUGGUUCUUAAAAGAUCCAAGUGAUCCUGAUUUUGACCCUUUUAAAGAUAUGAUUAAGCUUUCUUUUAAAAGACACUUAUUUAAAGUAUUUGUAUCUUUAUGUGCAUAUGCUAUUAUUGGUUUACUUUUUGUAUUCUUACCAGCUUUAUUCUUAUCAACAAUACCGGGUUUCCUUCCAAUUAAUUUACAAGUUAAUGAUCCAAUUACAAAAGGUUCCGCUGAUAUAUUAUUUAUUGUAGCUGCAUCAUUCUUCCCAAAAUUCGAUACAAAGAUUACCAUAAAGAAUAUUGUCAAGUUUUGGAUCACAAAAAGUUCAAAAAUUCUAUCUUUAGAAAGUUAUUUAUUACCAAAAGAACAACAACAAAAUGUACAAACAGCAAAUCAACAACAACAACAACAACAACAACAACAGCAACAACAAGAAGAAGAAGUCUAUAAUGAAGAAGAAAUUGAGGAGGAUGACGACGAAAAAGAACCAAAUCAACAACAACAACAACAACAACAAAAACAAGGACAAGUACAAAAGCAACAAGAUGUAAUUUUCAAACCAAAUAAUUUUAAAAAGAGAAUUUCUUUAUUUAUUUUUUUAGGUUGGUUAACAUUAUUCUUAGCGAUUUGCGCAUAUAUUUCAAUACCAGUAUUAGUUGGAAGACUCAUACUUGGACCAUUUAGCAAUGACAAUGAUAUUUAUUGUAUUUUAGUAGGUUUAUUCUGUGGUUGGGUUUUGUCAAAGAUUGCCUUUUUAUUAUUUUCUCCAUCAAGUAGUAUAAAUAUAAUUCAAUGGGUUUCAAUUGGGUUAAAGGUUUUAUUGAUUGGUUUUAUUAUGGUUAUUGUGAUGCCACUUUUGACAGGAUUUUUAUUUGAUUUCAUAUUUAUGGUACCAAUAAUGGCGCCAUAUGAUGAAUCAUUCUUCAUUCAUUUUGGUGAUAUAUUCCAAAACUGGUGCUUAGGUGCAUUACUAUUAAAGUUUUGGUAUAGAUGGAUCAAUGCAACUAACCAAAAUCCAGAUAAUAAUAGAAAUAAUGUUAUCGAAGAUUUAGAUCAACCAAGAGAUAGAUGGAUUGAUAGAUUUAAGCAAUUCAAGAGAAAUGGUAUUUCAAAUAUUGAUUUAAAAUGGACAUUUAGUAAAAUUAUUUUCCCAAUUUGUCAUUAUCUCUUUACAUUGUUAACAGUACCAAUUUUCUUUUCCAAGUUUUUAGUACCAUUAUUUGGUGGAAGUUUAAUUUUGGAGAGUAUUUCCUUUAGAUAUGGUUUUGCAGUCUACUGUUUCAUUUUAUUAUUUGAAAAGAUUUUACACAAGAUUAAACAAUGGUCAUCACGUUUCCCCAAUAUGAUAAGAGAUGAUAAAUAUUUAGUUGGUAAACAAUUGCAUAAUAUAGAUCAACAACAACCAUUAAAAUUAGACGAUAGUGGUAAUGGUAGUAACCAAACUAUUUUUUAA
Molecule: messenger RNA, 3267 nt
Organism: Dictyostelium discoideum AX4
Lineage: Eukaryota; Evosea; Eumycetozoa; Dictyosteliales; Dictyosteliaceae
Product: RING zinc finger-containing protein
Exons: 8
Coding region: 1-3267 (1088 amino acids)
Cellular component (GO): membrane
Molecular function (GO): zinc ion binding; ubiquitin protein ligase activity
Source: RefSeq, a predicted model, not a curated record